Messenger RNA from Diabrotica virgifera virgifera (western corn rootworm), 1269 nucleotides. RefSeq lists its product as uncharacterized. The transcript has a single exon. Lineage: Eukaryota; Metazoa; Arthropoda; Insecta; Coleoptera; Chrysomelidae. The record is from RefSeq and is a predicted model, not a curated record. The coding region runs from base 1 to 1269 and encodes 422 amino acids.
AUGGUAGACUCUACCCAAGAUGUGGCAGUGAUGGACCAAUUAGCUAUAUGCGUACGCUACGUUGUCCAAGGAAAGGUUUAUGAAAGACUACUAGAGAUGACUGUUAUUGAUGACUCUAGUGGACAAGCAUUGUACGAGCGAAUAACAUCGGAAUUAGCAAAGUACGGAAUUCAAGCAUCAAAUAUAGUUGCGUGUUCAUUCGACGGGGCAAGUAAUAUGAAAGGGUGUUACAAUGGCUUACAUGCUCACUUCAAAAAGGCAAAUGAAAAUAUGAUUUAUACUCACUGUAUGGCUCACGUCUUAAACUUAGUAGUAGCUGACUCGACAGUAAAGUUGCUUCAAGCAGAAAACUUAUUUGGAUUGGUAGAGGAAUCUGCAGUUUUUCUGAGUUCAUCUUACAAACGAAUGGCAGUGUGGGAGAAAGAAACAAAAAAACAACAUACCGCCCACGACAAACUUUAUAGACUGCAAAAAAUAGGAGCCACUAGGUGGUGGAGUAAACAUAAGGCUCUGUCAUCGAUAACUGAUGAAAGUGUUUUAAGGAGCGGGGAAAUUGCCACGGACAAAUUAACUAACGUCAUUACCGUAUUAUUCAAAGAAAUAUCUGAUGGUAAUUUUGAUUGCAAAUCCAGAUAUAUGGCCAGAAAUUUGGCAAGUCAAUGGGCGAAAUUUGAAAACCUAUUUAUUUCAUUCGUUUUACUAGAUAUGUUUCUUGUUAUAACGCCUGUUUCGAAAUAUUUGCAAACUAAAACAUUGGACUACGCUAUUGCUUGGGAUUUGGUUCAAACACUACUUAAACAGAUCAAUGAAAAAAGAAAUGACAAAUAUUUUGAAUUUUUGUACACGAAAACAAAAGAGUAUGCGACUGCUGUUAACAGUAAAUUGGAAGAUAGCAAUAUUGAUUUGGAAUUACAAUUGGACUUUACGGAAAGAAGAAUUUCAAAGAAAAAACGAAUGCCUGGGGAACAAUCAAGUGAUGAUGCUCCUGAAAUAUCAGCAGCUCAACAUUUCAAGCAUGUAUUUUUCAAUAUGUUAGACUGUGCUAGAACAAGCAUAGAAGAAAGAUUUUGCCCAAACAGAGAAAUUUUAGAGGACCUUUCUUGGUUAAAUCCAAGAAAAUUUAAUGACAUAAUGACGAUUAAAGACUUUCCGGCUGGAGUCCUCUCUUGUAUCUCAAAACUUUACAAUGUUGAAAGAAGUAUAUUAUUAAUAGAACUUAAACAAUUUGCAGAUCAGUACAAAAGUUUCAUAAAAGUUGUAAACACUUAA